AGACAGCAGGAGAAAGCUGAUCUCAGAGCAGAUGAGGGAGAGCCCCGUGUGGACACGUUUGUGAAACCUGAAGAUCCCCAGUACAGUUCAGGGCAGUGCGAGAGGAGAUCACUCACUGAAGCUGCUGCAGAAGAUACGGAAUACGUUUAUUAUCUGCACUGGAGAUGAAGUAUUCCACAUGCGUUUGCUUCAGCUGGAGUCUCCUGACUGUGGCUGUGAUCCCAGUGUCUUUAGGUGAAAUGUAUACGUCGCUGCUGAACGUGAAGCAGGCGAUCAGCGUUGAACGGAAGCUGAUCGAUUACUUAAAAACGUAUAUUGACCACGAGUCAGAGAGACUGGAGGACGUCAAGCGCUUUUAUGCCAAAGUGUCCGACCUGCACACUGAACUUUACAAAGGCCCGGCGACUGCAAUGGCAAACCCGCUGGUGGCAUUCACCCUGAUCAAGCGGCUGCAUUCAGAGUGGCUGAAUGUAGUCUACAGCAAGGAAGCCUUGGAGAAUACACAAGCCCUCAGGUCCAGUUACGAGGAGGAAGACGCCGAUCUGCCCAAACUGGAAGACCUCCAGGGGGCCGCUAAGGGGCUGAUGAGGCUGCAGGAUGUGUAUGUUCUUCAAGUUGCGAGCCUCGUAAAAGGUCGUUUCCAGAGAGUCACAAAUGGCAAGACUAUUGAUAUCAUCCAGCCCGCAGUGUCUGUCCCGCUGUCUGGUGAUGACUGCUUUCUGGUUGGAAAGGUGGCCUACGAGCAGGAGGACUACUACCACUCAGUGCAGUGGUUGGAGGAGUCGGUGCGUCUCUUCAGGGGAGCAGGAGGCGACUGGAGCCCUGAGAAUGAAGGGACUUUAGAGGAUGCUCUGGAUCACCUGGCCUUCUCUCAUUUUAAAACAGGAAACAUCUCCUAUGCUCUCAGUUUAUCUCAAGAGUUACUGCAUCAUGAUCCAAUGAAUGGAAGGGUUUUGCAGAAUGUUGAGAAAUAUGAGAAGCUGCUGGUUACGAGUCCACCCACGUCAAUCACGGGCAAUGGACUGAGGAGACCCGGCUCCAAUAAUUUAAGGACGAGGGACACUUACGAAAGACUCUGCCAGACCCAAGGCUCUCAGCAGCCAAUUCAUUUUGAAAACCCCAGACUAUUCUGCGAUUUAUUCACCAACGGAAAUCCUGGACUACUAUUGCUGCCGGUCAAACGUGAAGUGCUGAGCCUGCAGCCGUAUGUGGUCCUAUACCACAACUUCAUCACCGACACAGAGGCUGAGGACAUCAAGAGGACCGCCCAGCCAGGAUUGAGGCGAUCUGUGGUGGCAGCUGGAGAGAAACAAGCAACAGCAGAGUAUCGCAUCAGCAAGAGUGCAUGGCUGAAGGUUUCAGCACACUCCACUGUUGGGAAGCUGGACCAGAAGAUCUCCAUGCUCACAGGUCUGAAUGUGAAGCAUCCAUAUGGCGAGUACCUCCAGGUUGUGAAUUACGGGAUUGGUGGCCAUUAUGAACCACACUUUGACCAUGCUACAUCUCCUUCAAGUCCCGUGUUCAAGCUGAAAACUGGGAAUCGAGUGGCAACUUUUAUGAUAUAUCUCAGCUCUGUCGAGGCAGGUGGGUCCACAGCCUUCAUCUACGCCAACUUCAGCGUUCCCGUCGUAGAGAAAGCUGCCAUUUUCUGGUGGAAUCUCCAUAGAAAUGGUCAAGGAGAUGCAGACACGCUGCAUGCUGGCUGCCCGGUGCUUAUUGGGGACAAAUGGGUGGCCAACAAAUGGAUCCAUGAGCAUGGCCAAGAGUUCCAACAUCGCUGCAGCCUGAAUCCUGAAGAGUGAGAGGGGUGGAGCGAUAGCUGGGCCCCUUGGAGUACAAGAGCCAGUCUCUACAAUUGAGAGGCACACUCGCAGGCAGAGAGAAGGAGGGAGCCAGAAAGUGAGCACACAGGCAGGCGAGGGGAGAGCCGUUAUAUGGCAGCCUGUAAUUGGAGCCCCGGGCCCCAGGGAACCUGAAGCGUACAGGUGGGGUCGAAGAAGACUGGGGUAGUUGCUGAUCAGCCCCCAGAGGCCAAAUGCUCUCUUGCUCCUACUCGCCAGUUCCUGCAAAUGGAGUGAGGCCUCUGCCUUCACACACUGUGCUGGAUUUAGUUAACUGUGCAGGGCUGUUUGCCUCUCCUGCUUGCUUGAAAACUGACAUCUAAUGCAGCCCUUUCCCUACACUGGGCCCACUCUAGGGUCUGUCAUUACAAAUCAACAAAGCGAUACUUUGUGCAGACUCUCAGAACUUUAUUUAACGUGUACAUGCAGAAGUUUAUAAAGAUACCUAAUGUGCCUGUAUUACAGUGAAAUGUGUAUAAAAUGAUGCACACGGCAUCUAGAAUUUUCUAUUUGAUGUAAUGUUGCAGCCAAGAAAUGUAUUAAAUUCAAGUUUAAUGUGAUAAUGCUUCCAUUAAGUGCUGGAAGAAGCAGAUACAGAGCAUGUUGCAUUGUGCAAAAUGUUUUAUGACUUUUAAGGUAAUAUAUAUGUGUAUAUAUAAUAAUAUUCACUGCAGGUUAGCAACAGAUAUUUUGGUUGAAGUUCUUCUGUAAUGGGUCAUCUCAGAGCUCUGGAGUUCUGUUCAGACUGGUGCUAUGAGUCAAAGGAACAUUGUGCGUGUGCCUGUUUAUUACCAGCUAACUGAACGAUGUGGUCAUUGCUUCCUGUGGGAAACUUUUUUUUGAUAACUGGCUGUCUAAUGGAACAGAUUAACCCGAUCUGUCAGCCUCUCAUUGAGCUUUAGAUGGUGGGCGUCAGUGAUCUUGCUCUGCGUGCCAAGCGAUUGGGAACACGUCUGCUCCAGACUUUGUGUCUGAAUUCACACAACCAGCACUGACUGCAUACCACUCAGAUAUUUCAGAAAUCUGUGUCUAAGUAGGUCAUAUAAACCAUCUUAAAGUAGACCAUACGCAGUAUUCAAAUUCCCUGUUUGAGCUUGGGCACUAAGAGGCCUUUAUAUGUGACCUUUUAUGGGGGCAUCCUGCAGAUUGAAUGAAGGGAUCUGUGAAAGUGAAGAUAAGGGGAUGACAGAGGAAUAAUACCUCUACUUACUCACAAUGAUAAAUGUUUUCCUUCCAUCUCCGCACUGUGUACACAAACAGACGCGCUCUCAAAGCACUUACUGACACAGAUAAUAUAAGAACAGGCCGCUGGAUGCAUGUUGCACAUUUCCUGUGUGCACACUAAACAGCAGGACAUGAUUAUUUUAGGAGUUCAUGGAUAGCAAGAUGUUUCUUUUCUGAUGCUCUGAUCUGUUUCAUUGUAACUAUUUUUGAUAUUAAAAACACAGGUAUAGCUACAUUUAGUCGCAAAACACACAGUAUCUGACACCACAAAUUUGACAAUAAACAAUACACAACAUCCAUUGUGACAAAUGGACUCCAUAUUCUCAACAUAAGGUUUGCAACUACUUUGGCCAUAUUCAUAGACACACAUA
This is a messenger RNA of Cottoperca gobio, 3436 nucleotides long. RefSeq names its product prolyl 4-hydroxylase, alpha polypeptide III (gene p4ha3). NCBI's taxonomy places the organism in Eukaryota, Metazoa, Chordata, Actinopteri, Perciformes, Bovichtidae. Gene Ontology annotation, cellular component: endoplasmic reticulum. The coding region runs from base 165 to 1802 and encodes 545 amino acids. The transcript is spliced from 13 exons. Gene Ontology annotation, biological process: peptidyl-proline hydroxylation to 4-hydroxy-L-proline. Gene Ontology annotation, molecular function: L-ascorbic acid binding; iron ion binding; protein binding. The record is from RefSeq and is a predicted model, not a curated record.